This is a messenger RNA of Wallemia mellicola CBS 633.66, 4937 nucleotides long. RefSeq lists its product as hypothetical. The coding region runs from base 1 to 4887 and encodes 1628 amino acids. NCBI's taxonomy places the organism in Eukaryota, Fungi, Basidiomycota, Wallemiomycetes, Wallemiales, Wallemiaceae. The transcript has 5 exons. Gene Ontology annotation, molecular function: ubiquitin protein ligase activity; zinc ion binding; ribosomal large subunit binding. Gene Ontology annotation, cellular component: cytosol; RQC complex. The record is from RefSeq and is a predicted model, not a curated record. Gene Ontology annotation, biological process: rescue of stalled cytosolic ribosome; ribosome-associated ubiquitin-dependent protein catabolic process.
AUGGGCAGAAACGCAAAGUCGUCAGCGACACCUGGGACGCGUAAAAAGCACGCUACAAAGAAAGCUGACGAAACUCAGCCACAAAAUAAGCAACAAGCUUCCAACAAGAAGAAGUAUAGCAAAAAGCAUGGAAUUGGACAGGCGAAACCGCCACCACCACCAAAACGUUUCAUUCCACCACCUAAACCUCCUCGUCCAGCUCCAGAUCCACUAGAAGCCUGGGGAUUAGCAAGCGUAUUGCCAGCUGAGUUGGUAGUCAUUUUAAAGAAGUUCAGCAAGAAAGAUGCCACCACGAAAGUGCGUGCUGUUGAGGAUUUCUAUCAUUGGGUCCUAGAUGUCGACAGUCGGGAAGGAGGAAGACAGUCUUUGAUAGUUGCUUUACCAGUAUGGCUCCAUCAUCUGCCAUAUAUGCUGUUAGGCUCUAAUAGACGCCUCCGGCAGGUCUCACUGAGUGUAAAUUUAGCACUUCUCUCAUCUGACUUGGAUGAUGUGCGCUCAAAUUUCCUCUAUACGAUUAGCGAGUCAGAUUACGAAGCCGCUUUGGGUGCCUGGUUGCUCGCAAAUCCACAGUCAUGGUUAAAUAACGUUAUUUUCGAGGGAGAGUCAGAAGAUCGCGUUCAACUACUAGAGGAAUACCAAGUUGAACCGGUUGUUAAUUACAUCAGCACAGCUAUCCGCUCUCCCCAGCUUUUGCUCCCUGGUAGUGCAUCUAGCGAGACAAAGAAGGACCUUCUUGCAGAGCAGGAGGAAAGUACGAAAUCGAAAGAGGCGAGGAUAAAGUCAGCUGGUUUGAACGCACUUGGCCAGCUUAUAAUGACCAUUCCUAUCAGCUUUGACGUGCAUGGUUUAGUCAGAGAUCUGCUCGAUUCAGGCGCAAUCACUGAUUGUUUCCGUGCUGACGAGGGAGAGGAAGUCGUAAGAAGAGCUGUCUGGUCACUCCUUUUACCGCUUCUCAAAAGAGAUAAUGGUAAACUCGUUGAAGAUAACCUGAACGCAUUCGCUUUGGCUAUCGUCAAUAGCGCAUUCACAGAGGGCGAGUCGACUGUCAGAUCCGUCCUCUUUGACGGUUUGCUCACUUUCCUCCACCGCUUCCCAUCUUCUUGGGAAAUAGCAAUUGAGGAGGAAAGCAAUGAUGAGAACGAAGAUGAGAUUCCGAAAUCUGUCAGCAAUCUUCUCACAUACCUUGAACUUGGAUGCAGAUCGAGUCCACCUCAGAUAGCUUAUUCAAGUAUGCUCGUAAUUAUAAUGACAAUGCCAAAGCAAUAUUUAGGUAGAACCUGCUUGUCGAGGUUAUUAGUGUCGUUCUUAGCGCCUCUUUACUCAAACAUGUUCCCAUCUCCACCUUCACUCCAGGCAAGACACGCUGAUGCUCUCUUGAAGGCCUUCUGUGAAUGCUUAGUCGCAAUUGUGGUAAAUGUAGUUGAGUCUGAGGACGAAAAGAUCUCUGUAGCAGUCGAAUGGUUUAAGGGCAUCUGGGAGGCAUAUGUGACUUCACCUACUCGUGAUGCUAAUUUGAUCGCAACAGACGGUGUUGCUGAGCUGUUGUUCAACACUCUGGUCAAAUUAAAGAAGUCUAUUGGAGAUAUUGUCGACCAGGCCAUUGAUGAAGUUGAAGAGGACACGCUUGGUAGCAGUAACGCGAGGAGGUCGAUUGAGGUGCUCUGUUUCAUGACCAACACAGCAGAGGGCCAGGAUAAGACAAAACUCGCGUCCUUGAUAGAGAAGACAAUUAGUGGCACUCUCAAUGAAUCUGUCAUCGAUGUGACGCAAACUGCCUUGAAGAACGUCAAUAGCAUAUCAACUAUUCAAUCAAUUUUACCACAAUUGGAUGACUUUAUCUUGGUCAACGUACCUACUCUGGUCAGCGGCGAAAAGUCUUCUGAAGUUAUAGAUCUUCUGCUUGCAUACAUCGCUAAACGCGAUAAUAAGGAUCUAGUCAAACAAGCCUGGCAGGGAGUCCUCAGCGCCGAGCCCUCUCUCGAGACUGUCUCAAAGUUGCUCGAUGCUGAUGAAAGACAGCAACUUAGCGACAAAGAUUUGGAAGGCGCUGGAACAAUUGGAGGUAUAGACGAGAUGGUCCUCCUACUAGCAAAUAGAGAUAUAGAAGGUGAGGCAGAUGGUGUUGAAAAGCGUGUCAUCAACGGCGUCAUGCAAUCCACCGAGAAGUUCAUCAGCCCGGUUAUGGCUCAGUCACUUGAAAGCCUCUACGUCAAUGCCUUUAGAGGAAGCGUAGAAGCAAAGUUAUAUCGCGAUGUAGAAAAGAAAUCAGUGAGCGUAUCAUCAAUUGAAUGCGCCAGUAUGUCAGUUCUUAGUCAACUCGCUAAGGAGAUCUUCAUGGAGGCUUACAUUGUUAAUGACGAUUGUAUUGCCAAGAAGCUCUGGGAGGAAUUGAAGACAUCGACUGAAAUUACUGCGUCUGUCAGGGAAUUCGUCGUUGGUCUUAUAUCCAAUGUGAAAGUCUUAGUAGAACCUAAAACUAUACUUGGAGCAUACUACAACAACCUUGCUGAAAUUCAGCAAGGGGAUAAUAGUAUCACGAACAGGCUUGUUAGUGCACUCAACGAGCAGCAUGAUGUUCAGCUUAGCAAACCGUUGCCUUCUUCAUUGGCUGUUCUAGAUGAAUUAGUUCCCCACACUUCUGAUUACGAAGAUGCUGAAGUCGAUUGGGAAACUUAUGAUAACAGAGGAUAUUCAAGCUAUAUUAGAAAUGUCGAAGGGUUACUCAAUUGUUUCUCCCGGGACACUUCAAUUGCUGUCAAUAACGCCGACGCACUCAUCAUUAUCUUUGGUGCACUGCGAGUUGUAGAAGAUGAGCUUAGCAUAACUGGAUGUACUUCAGCAUUCUCAAAGGAUGUAGGGAAAUCCUUGUUGCAGAAUCUUUCCGGAUCGCUCAAGACUAGUUCAACUUACACACUCUACAAGCUGGGCACGGCUAUUGAUCAGACAUCAUUAAUUAAGGCUAUCAGGAGCGGUAGUGAUGUGGAAGGCGCACUCACAGUAGCCCUCCAAACACUCUAUCAUGAUGGAAGAGUAGGUAGUUUGAGAGUCUUUAGGGAUAUUCUCCAAAGUGUACUUAAACGCGUUGAAAAUGUUGAAAAUGAUAGGUGGAUCGGCAUGGCUGGUGAUGAAUACACAAAGGAUAACGGCGAGUUCAGAACGAGAGCUUUACUUUUAUCUGUUAAAAGUCAUGCUAUUAGUUCACCUCGUUUAGCAAGAUUACAAAAUGAGAUUGCAUCUCAACUUACCGGUAUUUCAGCUGCAGAUGCUUCCGAGAAGGGUCUUCCAUUGUUGAGAAUACUUAUCAGUUCAGCUCCACCGCUUGACGCUGAAGAAGGAUUACUUCCCCAACAGAGAGCCCUUUUCUUGUUAAAAUGUGUCAGAGACUGGGUAAUGAGUGACGAGGAUCUUGACGAAGAACUUGAUGGAAGACUUGCGGAAUUAUUCAUUCAUUUAGUACCGGUAGUUCAAGAAAUUGAUGGAUCUCACUGGGAUCUUGUUUUCGAUCUCGUGGAAGCUAACAUAGAAAUUGCUUCUCUCGAUGAGAGUGUCUUACUAUAUAAUUCGCUCAGGCUGUUCGACCAGUUGAUGUACAUCUCGAAGACGAACUCGACAUUGAGUCAUAUUUGGAAAGAUAGACGAUCUGUCGCAUUUGAACAUCUCCGCACACUCUUUUUGAGUCUGGGUGAAGAUGCCAGCACUGUAUCGACAAGACCACGUAAUGUAUGUGAAGAUCUCGUUCUCAAGCUUGUCCAAGCUUUACCAAAGGAUCUCAUAUCGGAUGAGAGCUUCGAACCAAUGAUCAAUAUGCUCAAUAGCUACUCAAUUGAAGUUAGAAAGGUAGCUCACAGGUUGCUGUACAGAUUAGUAAAGGCACAGGUAGAAAAGACCGUCAUUGAGAGCGCGGUUGACAAUGGUGAGGAAGGUAGACUUCCAAACAUCAUUACGGAUAAAAUUGGUGAAAAGAUCACUUACUCUAUUGAUGAUAUUCGCAACGACGGGGUGGCUAGAAGACAUGCAUUUGCUUUGCUAUUACUUUGGGAUAUCACUUUCCAACAUUUCCAUCAUGCUUCGGAUGCACUUCGCAGCAAGUAUAACGAGCAGUUCCGUCAAUCAGGUGUGAUAGGAAAUACAUUCCUACCAUUGAUAUUCACAAUUAUGGGCCUAUUUGAUAAGAAUAAGGCGGUUGAUUUAUCAGCAUACCAAAUUGACGAGUUUUAUGUGCAGUAUUAUGAAGAUGAUGAGUAUAUCCCAACGGCUGUAUUUGCUGCAUUUAUUUACUACAAAUCUUUGAAGUAUAGCUCUGGUCAUGUCAGAGCCUGGUGGACGUCUAAUCAAAACAGACAGCUUUCUAUGAUUGUCAAUGGAGCUACCGCCAAGUACUUCAGUCCACAAAUUAUACAGGAUGAACUCAAGCAACUUCGUAAUCCAUCAUCACUCAAGGAACUCCAGAAUGAGGCGUUUAGUAUCAAAGUUGCUCAAAAUUCUAGUGAAGUCACGGCUACCUACAUUGUGGACGAGCAGUCUAUGGAGAUUGGUAUUAAACUGCCACAGCUAUUCCCGCUCGAACCAGUUGAGAUAAGGAAUAUCAGAAGAGUGGGUGUUAAUGAGCGUCAAUGGAGAGCAUGGUUGUUGGCUGUCCAACAAGUCAUAGGAACGCAGUCAGGCCCAUUACUCGAAGCUUUGAACUUGUUCAAGAGGAAUGUAAGCUUACAUUUCGAUGGUGUCACCGAGUGUGCUAUUUGCUAUUCGAUUGUGCAAACGUCAGACCGUACGCUUCCAUCGAAGAAGUGCAAAGUCUGUAGCAAUAAAUUCCAUGGCGCUUGUUUGUACACUUGGUUCCAGUCUUCUACGUCAUCUACUUGUCCACUCUGUCGUCAAAUUUGGUAGAAUAUUGUAAAUAAACUAUUUUAUAGAGAUUGAAAUCUGAUUGGAUUGCG